AUGAAGCCCCGAAAACGAGAAACAGGAGCUCAGCUUCUUGCAAGACUGAGCAGUCGCAUUGACCUAUCCAGUAUUGAUUCUGAUGUCUUCAGCAAAGUUCCUGCAUCAUCAUCAUCAGUGUCAUCAGCUAGCAAAAUCAUUGAAAUUUAUGGAGCUGAAGGAGUUGGAAAAACAGAAAUGAUUCUUCAUUACAUUGCUAAGGCUUGCCUUCCAUCAAACUGGAAUGGAUUGUCUCUUCCGGGACUUGGGGCAAAGGUCAUAUUCAUAGAUACAGAGUUCAAAUUUUCUGUUUUCCGAUUGGCUAUUGUGUUGGAAAAACAAAUAUUGGCCAUUCUUGAAACGUUGAAGCUAGAUAAUAAGAACGACUUCAGUAUGAUGAGAAAUACAGCGUCAUCUUCACUUGUUGGUUCAUCAGUAGCUGAAGGAACAGAUUCUAAGGUAGGAACAUUAGGUCUUAAAGAAAAUGCUGUGGGAGACAGUGAGGUGUCUGAUAAAUGCACACAUGAACCAGCAGCAAGUAAAGGUGGUAACAUUGUAAUGGACUGUGGUAGAGAGUCUGUAGAUGCAGCUAACAAGUUUGAUCAACCUCCUGCUUCUCACACUGCUGAAUGUCAUGGAGGGAUAACUUUAGAACAGUCACAGUCUGAGAAACACACUUUAUUAACAGCACAGGAGAUUGAGGAUCUAGUGCAGGAAGCAUUAGGUGAGUGCAGAGUCCAAGUACUACGUGUUGUCAGCUCUGACCAACUGUUCAUCUCACUUCUGGCACUGGAACACAUGCUAUCCCACGACCCCCUCCUGUCCCUGAUUGUCAUAGACACAGUGUCAGCUUUCUACUGGUCAGACAAGCUCGGGGACUUGGACAAUCCUGGUUGCAUACAAUCCAAAAUGUCUCCAAUUGCAAACAUCAUUUCCAAAUAUGUCUCAGACUUUGGCGUGAUAUUUCUAGUAACUAAAUCAGCACUGGUUAAUCGUAAACAAGAUUGGGUUGAUCAGAGAGAUAAAUAUCAAAGUGGUUGUGCUUCGUCUUCUACUGAUGAUCAAAGUUUGAAAAGUGGAGUAGGUCGAAGUGAGAUUAUACUUUCUGAACAUGUGGAGUUUUUAGGGAAGUCAUGGUUACAGCUGGGGAAGAAAAGACUUGUGCUGACAAGGAGUGUUGACAGAGUAGGUAGGGUUACUAGAGCUGUUGCCUGCACAGAUUGGCCAGGGGUUAAGGAGUUUUCUUGUUCAGAUGAUGGGUUUCAGUUUUCCUGA
This is a messenger RNA of Candidula unifasciata, 1254 nucleotides long. Lineage: Eukaryota; Metazoa; Mollusca; Gastropoda; Stylommatophora; Geomitridae. The record is from the annotation of a GenBank genome assembly.